Messenger RNA from Hippocampus zosterae (dwarf seahorse), 1449 nucleotides. It is a transcript of the gene slbp, whose product is annotated as stem-loop binding protein. NCBI's taxonomy places the organism in Eukaryota, Metazoa, Chordata, Actinopteri, Syngnathiformes, Syngnathidae. The transcript is spliced from 8 exons. Gene Ontology annotation, molecular function: histone pre-mRNA stem-loop binding; mRNA binding. Gene Ontology annotation, cellular component: cytoplasm; histone pre-mRNA 3'end processing complex. The coding region runs from base 136 to 954 and encodes 272 amino acids. The record is from RefSeq and is a predicted model, not a curated record. Gene Ontology annotation, biological process: mRNA 3'-end processing by stem-loop binding and cleavage; mRNA transport.
UGUGACAUGUUGGCCGCGCGUCUUUCCAGUGUUGGCGGGUGUUUGUUGACUGCCAGACCGGGAGAGGUUCGCCUCACGUUUUCGUGCAACGUUCUUUACUAGUUGUAACCGCGUUCGCUUAGAAAUAACAACAAGAUGUCUCACUUGGCCAGAAGUAGAAGAUGUGACGGAAACAACACUGAACUGGAGGACAGGUCUCAUGGCCCAUCACGGUGGUCUCACUGCAGAAAACGUGGCAUUGAUGGAAGCUUGCGGUCCAAGAGAGGUGAUGACGAUGGCGAAGAUGACACUAACAACAGAAAUGCCAGUUUUACCACUCCAGAAAGCAGAGGCCCAGUGUCUCGCAUUGCUCGACGGGCUGACUGGGGCAGCCAGGUGGAGGAUGACGAGAUGAGAAGAGAUGUGCAGAGGGACAUGCAGCGUUACAGGAGGAGGAUACUCGCUGCAGAAGGCACCCAAAGAGAGAGAAAGACAUCUUCUGGCUCUUCUGGCAGCUGUGACUCCAAAGAGGGAGACAACGUGGAAAUGGAUGAGGCUGUGUUGCUACGACGACAGAAACAGAUCAACUACGGCAAGAAUACACUGGCUUAUGAUCGAUAUGUCAAGGAAGUUCCCAAGCACAUGCGACAGCCAGGUGUUCAUCCUAAGACUCCCAAUAAGUUCAGGAAAUACAGUCGCCGUUCCUGGGACCAGCAGAUCAAGCUGUGGAAGGUUAAGCUACAUGCGUGGGACCCACCAACAGAAGAGGGAGGAGAAGUCAAUGCCAGUCAUGUAGAAGAGCUCCAUUUUGAGGACGUCAUGGACAUUGAAAUCGACUUUCCUGUAUUAUCAGAUACUGGGAAUGGUACAUGCUCGUUCAGCACUCACAACCUGUCAGUGGAGGAUGAUGACUGCGCAGGAACUCCAGUCAAAAUGCAGAAGACCGAAACCACAGCGGAGCUUGACAUGCUCUAGCUCUCUAGCUUAUUGUUCGCCUUGUCAAAUGUUCGUACACAUCUCAAAUUGUCUACUUUCAAUCCCCCAACAGUAAAUCUUUAGUUUUUUUUCUAUCAUUAAAGCCUCUGUUCCAGUUAUUAACUACUUGAUUGUCACAUGCACUCUCAGCAGUGACUUACGAGAACAUAGUUUUUUUUUUUAAACAAAUAACUCAGGGACUUUUUCUUUACAGUAUUAUGUCGGUUAAUUGGUUUUCUGUGUUUUUGUUCAUAUAUGCACUUGGAGCACACAAUGUUGUGGACUGUGGGGGGGGGGGCAAGUUUAAAAAAUGAUUUCCUGAGAAUGGUUCAAUGUUGUAAAGCGUGAUUUCAGUGUACAAUUUUAAAAGUGGGAGGUUAUUGGGCUGUUAAUUUUGGGGGAGUUUUUUUUAUUCAUAGAAAUGUCAUAUUUUGUAAUGUUUGCUUCUUGGUAAAGACUUAUUAUUAAUAAAAAAAUUGUUACCAUGUUGAAUAA